This is a messenger RNA of Tripterygium wilfordii, 709 nucleotides long. Its product is annotated as acyl carrier protein 2, mitochondrial-like. The record is from RefSeq and is a predicted model, not a curated record. Gene Ontology annotation, cellular component: mitochondrion. The transcript has 2 exons. Gene Ontology annotation, molecular function: acyl binding; acyl carrier activity. NCBI's taxonomy places the organism in Eukaryota, Viridiplantae, Streptophyta, Magnoliopsida, Celastrales, Celastraceae. Gene Ontology annotation, biological process: fatty acid biosynthetic process. The coding region runs from base 96 to 503 and encodes 135 amino acids.
CUCCAGAUUCGUGUCCACCGAAAUAUUCGUCUUCCUCAUUCUCUCUCUCCCUCUCAGGGCAUCGGCAACGUCCUUCCCUCUCUCUUAACUGAUCAAUGGCGGCGAGAGGUGGUGCGUUGCUUAAAUACCUCAGAAUGCACGUAACCGCCGUGCCCCAAAGCCCUUCCCCUAACCCUUGUAACGGGAGCAACCUUUUCUCGCUCUCUUUCAGUGCGAUACGCCGCCGCUUCUCCGAGGAGGUCAAGGGCUCUUUCCUUGACAAAUCUGAGGUCGCAGAUCGAGUCGUCACCGUCGUCAAGAACUUCCAGAAAGUUGAACCCUCCAAGGUCACACUAAAUGCCCAUUUCCAGAAUGAUCUCGGGUUAGACAGUCUAGAUACCGUGGAGAUUGUGAUGGCACUUGAAGAAGAGUUUGGAUUUGAAAUCCCUGAUAAUGAAGCAGAUAAGAUCAAUUCCAUUAAUCUUGCUGUUGAUUUCAUCGCUUCUCAUCCUCAGGCAAAGUAGAGCAGCAGUAUGAAGUAUGAGUUUAAAAUUUCCGCUCUUGUUUCCUUCCUGUUCCUCUGGGUUGAAAAACGUCUUAGAUACCUUUAAUUUUCUCUUUUACGAAUCUUGAUUGGAGACAAUUGCAUGUUUGCAGACCAAAACCUCUGGUUGUAGCUACUUUAUGACACACAUCUCAUUUCAAUAAAAUAUUGUAGGUCAUUGCUUUU